This is a messenger RNA of Nymphalis io (European peacock), 1889 nucleotides long. RefSeq lists its product as uncharacterized. The coding region runs from base 184 to 1827 and encodes 547 amino acids. The transcript is spliced from 2 exons. Lineage: Eukaryota; Metazoa; Arthropoda; Insecta; Lepidoptera; Nymphalidae. The record is from RefSeq and is a predicted model, not a curated record.
CCGCGCGCGCGGCGCGACUAGUCCGCUCCGCACUCUCGCAUCAAUCGCUCGUGUUUAGUGGUGUCAGUUUGUGCCGUGCUUCCUUGCUUGCUAAACAGUUAGCCGCCAGGUCGUCGACCGCGCUAGCAUGAGCGCGAGCUCGCCGUCUGCCCUCAAACAGCUUUGACCAAAACCCACCAGGCCAUGCGGGGGUGGUGCGCGCGGUGGAGCGGGUCGGGGCGCGCGCGGCUUCGGUGGCUGGCAGCGCUGGUGUGCUGGGGCGCGCUAGCGGCGCUGGCUUUGCCGCGGCUUCAGCCCGCGCCGCCGCGCGCGCACCCCGCGCCCCCCGCGCGCCUGCUGCUGCAGUCCGAGGCAGCCAGCACGCCCGCGCCCGUGCCCUCCACGCCUCCGGCUGCGCCGCGACUCGCCACCGACACGCGCGUGCUCACCGAGGACGAGCUGCGUGCCGACGCCGAGCGUCGCCUGCCCUCGCUGCCGCUAGCCUACUGGCACAAGCAUCGAAAUGACAAGAACAAGUUCUACAAGAAGAAGGAUUGUGCGCCCUUCCCCUCUAUAUAUGACCUCGAAUUCCACAAUACAUACUGGCAAACGCUUCGCGUCAAGUCCGACGUAUUUCACUUUUACGGCGCCUACAUGGACGCGCGUAACACGUCUCGCAUCGGGCCUGCUGUGCGCGUGCUCGCCGUGCACGAUCGUAUCAAGCCAACGAUGACGACGCACUGCCAGCUGUGGUUCGAGGAACGCGAGGCGCCCGUGGUUGUGCGUAAUCUCGAGUACAAGUAUGUGUGGAACAGCAAGUGGGGCAACUACAGGGACGGUGUGCUGCAGCCAUAUCUGCUGGCGUGCGUGCUUCCGGCCGAGGUGCGCCACCUGGUGCCCGCCUCCGUGUCCAUCGUAGUCGAUCCUUGUGAUCGUGCCACGAAUAACCUGCGCGUUCAUUAUGAUCGUCCCAAACCACCGCUCGCUCAAAAGGAAUUCGCCGUGUGCGUUAAGGGGCUAGACUUUCUACACGAGGACCUGUCGGUUCGUCUGGUGGAAUGGAUCGAGUUAAUACGGCUUAUGGGUGCGGACAAAAUAUUCUUUUACGAACUUCAGGUGCACCCGAACAUUACGAAGGUGUUGAACUAUUACAAUGAACUCGGUGUAACUGAAGUGACACCUAUAACUCUGCCCGGGGGCCAACCGAACCUUCCUGGCCUGCAACAUAUGUAUCUAAAAAAGAAAACGACCCACAAACGACAAAUGGAGCUGAUCCCGUACAACGACUGCUUAUAUCGUCAUAUGUAUCAGUAUCGGUGGCUGGCGCUGCUCGACAUAGACGAAGUGAUCGUACCGCUGGAGGACCCCGAUUGGAGCUCGCUCAUGAAGCGCGUACUUCCACUCUCCCAGCCGGCACCGGGUAAGCCGCCGCGCUCCUCCUACCACGCCUCCAACCUCUACUAUCUUGACUCACUGCGGCACGAGCACGGCUGGGAGGAGGGGGUGCCGCGAUAUUUACACAUGCUGCAACACGUGUACCGAACGCGCAACUUCACCAAGCCCGGCCAGUACGUGAAGGCGUUCCACGAGACGGAACGCGUGCUGGCGCUGCACAACCACUUCCCGCUGGCGUGUCUCGGCGGGGCGUGCUCGUCGUACGCACUGGAGACGCGGCACGCGCGGCUGCAGCACUACCGCGCGGACUGCGUCACGGCGCUGAGCAAGUCGUGCGCGGAGCUGCGCGCGCAGCCCGUGCGCGACACGGCGCUGUGGCGCUGGCGCGGCGCGCUGGUGGCGGCCGCCGACGCCGCGCUCACGGCGCUCGCCUUCCUGCCGCCGCACCGGUGACCGCCUCAUACGCUUAGUCUUAUAACCUAUUCAAUGCUAGUAUUAAACGUAUUUUUAUAGUU